Peronospora matthiolae is the source of this 768-nucleotide messenger RNA. The record is from the annotation of a GenBank genome assembly. NCBI's taxonomy places the organism in Eukaryota, Oomycota, Peronosporomycetes, Peronosporales, Peronosporaceae.
AUGCGCGUGUUUGGAUGUCGGGCGUUUAUCCUGACACCAAGGGAGAAGCGAUUGAAGUGGGACCCGAAGGCUCGUGAAGGGAUGUUCAUGGGCUACGAAGAAGCGUCAAAAGCUUAUCGAGUGUACGACAUUGAGGCGGACCAAGUGGUGAUCAGUCGUGACAUCACCUUCGACGAAUCGACUUUUGACUUUUCGAUGGACCGACCAAGUGACAAUGAUGAAGAUGCGGAGUUGGACCUCGACCUCCUGGCGAUCAACGAGGACGACGUGCGUCAAACCGUCUACAAGCAGACUGGCAAGCGCAAGAGUGAAGCAAGACCCGGCAUGUCACGUUCAGCUCGCCCUCGAACUGGAUUGGAACAAGCAAGUGCGCCGGAACACGUCUCCAACCGUCACCAGAAACGACGAUCAAGUGCUCCAGAAACGAUGUCUGAUGACGAAGAAGAUGCAAGCGUCUACGAUCAAGAUGACGACUCGACACCUCCAACAUUUUGGCGUGCAAGUGCAAACGCAGUGGAAGCAACGGACCUAGCAGAACCUGUGACUUUUCAAGACGCGAUCAAUGGUCCUGAUCAAGCUCACUGGCGAAAUGCUGUGAAGGCGGAACUCAAGUCGAUGCAUCUUCGUGGAGUUUUCCGUGCGGCAAAACUACCAAGAGGCCAGGGCGCGAUCGGCACCAAGUGGCUGUUCAAGAUCAAGCCCAAAGCGGAUGGAUCGGUCGAGAAAUACAAGGCGCGUCUCGUUGCCAAGGGCUUCAAGCAGAAGUAA